AAUGCUUAUAAGCAGGAACAAGCUGAUUUUACUACUAGGAAUAGUCUUUUUUGAACGAGGUGAAUCUGCAACUCUUUCGCUCCCCAAAGCUCCCAGUUGUGGGCAGAGUCUGGUUAAGGUACAGCCUUGGAAUUAUUUUAACAUUUUCAGUCGCAUUCUUGGAGGAAGCCAAGUGGAGAAGGGUUCCUAUCCCUGGCAGGUGUCUCUGAAACAAAGGCAGAAGCAUAUUUGUGGAGGAAGCAUCGUCUCACCACAGUGGGUGAUCACGGCGGCUCACUGCGUUGCAAACAGAAACAUUGUGUCUACUUUGAAUGUUACUGCUGGAGAAUAUGACUUAAGCCAGACAGACCCAGGAGAGCAAACUCUCACUAUUGAAACUGUCAUCAUACAUCCACAUUUCUCCACCAAGAAACCAAUGGACUAUGAUAUUGCCCUUUUGAAGAUGGCUGGAGCCUUCCAAUUUGGCCACUUUGUGGGGCCCAUAUGUCUUCCAGAGCUGCGGGAGCAAUUUGAGGCUGGUCUUAUUUGUACAACUGCAGGCUGGGGCCGCUUAACUGAAGGUGGCGUCCUCUCACAAGUCUUGCAGGAAGUGAAUCUGCCUAUUUUGACCUGGGAAGAGUGUGCGGCAGCUCUGUUAACACUAAAGAGGCCCAUCAGUGGGAAGACCUUUCUUUGCACAGGUUUUCCUGAUGGAGGGAGAGACGCAUGUCAGGGAGAUUCAGGAGGUUCACUCAUGUGCCGGAAUAAGAAAGGGGCCUGGACUCUGGCCGGUGUGACUUCCUGGGGUUUGGGCUGUGGUCGAGGCUGGAGAAACAAUGUGAGGAAAAGUGAUCAAGGAUCCCCUGGGAUCUUCACAGACCUUAGUAAAGUGCUUCCCUGGAUCCACGAACACAUCCAAACUGGUAAUCAGAGAAAGAGCUCCAGAGCCUGGUGCAGUGAGCAGGAUGUCAUAGUCAGCGGGGCUGAGGGGAAGCUGCACUUCCCAGAAAGCCUCCACCUAUAUUAUGAGAGCAAGCAACGGUGUGUCUGGACCCUGCUGGUACCAGAGGAAAUGCAUGUGUUGCUCAGUUUUUCCCACCUAGAUGUUGAGUCUUGUCACCACAAUUACCUGUCAAUGUAUUCUUUAGAAGACAGACCCAUUGGAAAAUUUUGUGGAGAAAGCCUCCCUUCAUCCAUUCUUGUUGGCUCUAAUUCUCUAAGGCUGAAAUUCAUCUCUGAUGCCACAGAUUAUGAAGCUGGGUUUAAUCUUACCUAUAAAGCUCUUAAACCAAACUACAUUCCUGAUUCAGGUUGCAGUUACUUAACUGUCCUUUUUGAAGAAGGUCUCAUACAGAGUCUAAACUAUCCUGAAAACUACAGUGACAAGGCUAACUGUGACUGGAUUUUUCAAGCCCCCAAACAUCACCUAAUUAAGCUUUCAUUUCAGAGUCUGGAAAUAGAAGAAAGUGGAGACUGCACUUCCGACUAUGUGACAGUGCACAGCGAUGUAGAAAGGAAGAAGGAAAUAGCUCGGCUGUGUGGCUAUGAUGUCCCCACCCCUGUGCUGAGCCCCUCCAGCAUCAUGCUCAUCAGCUUCCAAUCAGAUGAAAAUGGGACCUUCAGGGGCUUUCAGGCUACAGUCUCCUUCAUUCCUAAAGCAGUAUACCCAGAUUUAAACAUCUCCAUAUCAGAGGAUGAAUCAAUGUUUCUGGAGACAUGAGAUGUGCCAAAUGGAGAAACCAAUGUUUCUGGUAAGCUGUUUUGGGGACCAAGUGAUACACACAGAGUAUAAUCCAGGGUUCAACCGGAGAAGCAGGUGAUAUGGAUUUAAUUCCAUCUUCCUCCAAAAUAUACUGGAGUCCUAACCUCCAGUACCCCAGAAUGUGACCUUAUUUAGAGAUAGGGUUGUUACAGAGUUAAUCAGUUAAAAUGAGGUUAUUAGCCUGGGCCCUAAUCCAGUAUGACUACUGUCCUUAUUAAAAGGAGAAAAUUGGAAGCAGAGAGACAUACACACACAGGGAGAAUAUCGUGUAAUGAUGAAGGCAGAGGUUGGGGCAAUACAUUAUCUACAGGCCAAGGGGCACCAGUGACUGUCAGGAAACCACCAGAAGCUAGAGGAGAGGCUUGGAGCAGACUCCUCAUCACAGCCCUCAGGCAGAGCGAACCCUGCCGACACCUUGAUCUUGGACUUCUAGCCUCCAGAACUAUGAGACAAUAAAUUUCUGUUGUUCUAAGCCACCUAGUUUGUGGUACUUUGUCAUGGCAACCCUAGCAAACUGAUACACCAGAAUUGGCUUAUGCAAUUGUGGGGGCUGACU
Messenger RNA from Gorilla gorilla gorilla (western lowland gorilla), 2297 nucleotides. RefSeq names its product ovochymase 2 (gene OVCH2). The coding region runs from base 2 to 1699 and encodes 565 amino acids. NCBI's taxonomy places the organism in Eukaryota, Metazoa, Chordata, Mammalia, Primates, Hominidae. Gene Ontology annotation, molecular function: serine-type endopeptidase activity. Gene Ontology annotation, biological process: acrosome reaction; proteolysis. The transcript has 15 exons. The record is from RefSeq and is a predicted model, not a curated record.